Molecule: messenger RNA, 243 nt
Organism: Sphenostylis stenocarpa
Lineage: Eukaryota; Viridiplantae; Streptophyta; Magnoliopsida; Fabales; Fabaceae
Source: the annotation of a GenBank genome assembly
AUGGAAUGGUCAAAUAUGGUUGCUUGGGAUGAUACCGGGGAUGAGUUGUGUUCAACGUCACCUAUGCAAACAUUUCAUAAUAACAAUACAUGCACAGAAAGGAAGGAUCAGGAGUUUCACUGGAACCUCUCACCGCCUCGCGGUAGUAUACUCAUAAUUACUUGUCCAACUCAACUGAUCAUGAGUAACCCUGGGGCUUUAGUCAGGAUAAUCAAGCUUGGUAGUGAGAGUCUCACAGCUUAG